Molecule: messenger RNA, 4763 nt
Organism: Linum trigynum
Lineage: Eukaryota; Viridiplantae; Streptophyta; Magnoliopsida; Malpighiales; Linaceae
Source: the annotation of a GenBank genome assembly
CUAGUGCCGGGACGGUACCGGUGCCUUCAAUAAUUAACCGGUGAUUGCCGGUUCUCUUUAGCCUUUUGUUAUCUUUAUUAUUAUAUUGCCAGUUGCCGUUUAAUUUCUCUUCACUUUGUUUUCUUUAUUUUUUUAUUGCAAGCUAUUGUUCUGUGGAAAGAAUCUAAAGCAAAAUCAUCUUCUCGUAGUUUUAAUUAUUUUGCUAUUGUUAAUUUGUUUUAAUUAGUUUAUUUAUGGUUUAUGGUGCAACAAAUAUUUAUAGAAGUUAGUAGCUUAGUGUUUAUAAAUAGCAUAGUUAGUAAAUACUCCGUUUAAUACAUGUAUAUGUACCCGUACGUAUUUUAUUCGGUUAAAACUUCAGUAUUCGUAUUAUUGUCAACUUGAUUCAUUUAUUACCAUUUAUUUGAUGGCUCCCGUACUAAACCCGUAUAACAUGUUUAAUAUCCAUAUUUAAUGAAUUAAAAUGUUAACUUUACUUUUAUUUUAUAUAUUUAUUUAUUUUUAAAAUAAUUAAUUUUAUAUAUUUAUGAAUAUUAACGUACUAUUAAAAAUGAAACAUUUGCUUAGGAACGAAGUAUAAUACCCGUACAUAUUUUAUACGUAAUUUUCCUGUACCGUAUUUUACUAACUAGGAUAAGGAUGUUUGUGUAUGGCUAAGGUUGUCAACCCUUUGACUUUGACCUAGUGACAAAAACGGACCGUACAUUUUCGCCGGGUUGACCCGCUGCAAGGUAUCAGAUUGGAGGUCAACGAUGUCGUUUUUUCUUUGAUUUGUGAAAUGCGCCUAUUUUUUGUUUUUUCUUUUCGCCUAAUCCAAUCUUUGGAAUUCUAAGUUGAACAUUGAUGUUUAAUAAAGUGUGUGAAUUUUCACUAUAUGUUGGAUCCAAGUACGACAUGUUAUUUUAAUGUAAUGUUAUAUAUGUCAUUACUCAUAUGUUAGAUAAGAUUUUAUAUAAUUUAUAAAUGUAUGAAUAAUAUAAUGACUUUUACCAUAUAUCCGGGCUAAACCUGGCUAAACGGUUAACACAUUAACUCUCAACCCACUUGUUCGACCGGGUUAACGAGCUAAUCUGGGGUGACUACCUUUUGUAUGGCUCAACUACCAAAUUAUAAUUAUUUAUUUUUCAUAAAUUAUUAUUAUUUAUUUUUCAUAAAUUAAAAUUAUUUUCUUAAAGUUUUCAUACAACUAUUAAAAUAUCAAUCGUAAUUUACUAUUACAUUAUUCUUAUAAAUUUUACUUGACUCACAACAUAAAUAAUACGUUUAUUACUUAAAACAUAUAUUAACUAUCUAAAUAAUAUUAUUUAUUCACAAAUGUGAUGACCGAUAUUAAUUAUGCAAUAAAGUAUGCUUAAUGGAUAAUGGUUGUCAAUUUUUUUUAACUAUUAUCCGUAUUUUUCGCUAUUUUUAGCCAUUAAGGUUAGAAUCUCCUUUUUUCAUCUUGAAAAUUGAGAAUUUUGAAAUACAUAUUGUUACAAUUACUCUACUUACACUACAUAUUCCAAAAGUACAAAUAUUUAUAGAAUGAUAACUUCGAAAUGAUUGUUAGUGGCACGAAACUGUUUGCAUAUCAUAUGCAGUGGAUCAUCUGAAUGGAGAUGAAAUAGAAACGAAUUAACACGUGGUAUCAUAAAUUAAAUCGAGUUUGAGAUAUGCUGUUAUAAUCUAACCUCUAAUGGAUAAACCUUAGGCCUUGAUUCUCUAAACGAAGACCCGAAAUUAUAAUGGCUAAAAACAACGAAAAAAUAGAGAUAAUAGUUAAAAAAAAUUGAUAACCAUAAUCCAUUAAGCAUACUUUAUUGCAUAAUCUAAUAUGGGUCAUCACAUUUGUGAACACAAAACAUUAUUUGGAUAGUUAAUAUAUGUUUUAAGUAAUAAACGUAUUAUUUAUGUUGUAAGUCAAGUAAAAUUUAUGAAAAUAAUGUAAUUUAGUAAAUUAUGAUUGAUAUUUUAAUAGUUAUAUGAAAACUUUAAGAAAUUAAUUAUAAUUUAUGAAAAAUAAACAAUUAUAAUGGCUGUUGAGCCAUACACAAACAUCUCUAAUUUAUAAAUACUAAGCCAAUAACUUCAAUAAAUAUUUGUAGCACCAUAAUUGAACUAAUUAAACCAACUUAACAAUAGCAAAAUAAUUGAAAGUACGAGGACAUGAUUUUGCUUUAGAUCCUUUCCACAGAACAAUAGCUGGCAAUAAAAAAAAUAAAGAAAACAAAGUGAAGAGAUGCUAAACGGCAACAGGCAAUAAUAUAAUAAAGAAAACAAAGUCUAAAGAGAACCGGGAAUCACCGGUUAAUUAUUGACGGCACGGGUACCGUCACGGUACUACAGAAUUCCCCGUCUUUACAUUAUUAGGUCAAAACACGGAUACAACUCAUUGCUCAGACACCACUCCUCUCACCCAAAACGAAUACACAAAACCCACCGCCGCCACCGUAUGGAACAGAGGGAAAGCCCUACUGUCGCCGGAAGGCAUGACGAAGAGCGAGACCGCAUCUCGGAAUUACCCGACGAGAUCCUCCAUGACAUCCUAUCUCGUGUAAAAUCCCAAAAAUUCGUCGGUAGCGCCACCGUCCUCAGCAAAAGAUGGGCCAAGCUCUGUUUCUCGUACCCAACCUUGGAAUUCAACGGCAACGAUUUCCGAUCCAAGGAAACCCUAAAAAGCUUCAUCGCUGCAGCCGCUAAGAGGUUAUCUUCCUCCCAACACCAAAACAACACCAAUUCCGAUCUCUUCGCCGUCACGAUUAAAUUUGACAUCAGCGGUUGGUUGGGAAACCACAACUCGGACUUCUACACCACCAUCCUCGACGAUCUGCUCGGAUCCGUCGCCGAGAAUCCGCCACAAAAGAUAUAUGUCACAGCAUCGCAUUACAGCAUCCCACGCGAGUUUCUAUUACCCGCUGGCGGCGGCCAAUUAUGUCGAAUCAAACAUCUCAGCUUGGAGAAUUGCAACUUUGACCGCUACGUUGACCUUUUCCCAGACGACAACAACAGGAGCAACCCUUUUGACUGUCUUCGCGGAUCCCUCAGAACGUUGAGCCUCAUGAACGUCAAUUUCCCCGACGGCGGCCGGAUUCUGAAUAGCAUGGUCGCCGGCGCCUCCCUCUUGGAGGAAUUGACGGUGGUGUUUUUUCGAGGGGUUAAGAGGGUUCAGGUUCGGGAUCUACCGAACCUGAAAAUUUUGAAGCUUUACACCCGUGACAAGGUGGACUUCGAUAUCGCAUGGCCCCACUGUCCAUCAAAGGAUGGCGCCAUGGCGAUUGUUUUGACGCCAGAUCUGACAAGUGUGGAAAUCGCAUCUGCACGUGCUUGUGCAUCCGCCAAAUGGAACGUUGAAGAUUUGAUAUGGGAUUCCCCACUCUUGGACUCGUCGAAAACAUCAACAAGGGAUUUCUCGAAAGUGUAUGACCUGCAGAUCGUCAAUAACGAUGAGUUAAAGGAAGUCAAAUUGAAUUCAUGGAACUAUUCGAUUAAUCUCUCUGACAUAGGUUUCCUUCCAUGGGUUAACCUAAUUCGUUUCUUCCCUACAAUCUUAAGUAAGGAUGACAAAUCCUUUGCCUUGGUGACAAUCCACAUCGCACUCUCCCGGCACCUUCUUAAUGGUUUGGGGAAGCUUCUUGCGAAGCUAAGCCAAUUCUGGUUGAGUGUACAACUCAUACAUGGGUUUCCAAAUGAUUGGGAGGAAGAUGUGGAUCAAUGUGGGGAUGUUCAGUCUCCAAUUAUUGAACAUGUGAUAGUUUCACAACGGUCUUUGUCAUCGUGCAAUAAGAAGGAAUUCUUUUUAGAUACCAUAUUCUAUUGUUGCCGCCCUAAAUUUUUAUCUUUUACUCCGAGGAUAUAUAAACUGUCAAGAGAAAAUAUGUUAUCAGUUGGUGAGUCUAUACAACAGCUCUUCAUGAAAAGAGAAUUCAAUGAUCGUUGUCAUGUCAAAUGCAAUUGCUGGCGCCAUCGAUUGGAGGAUGUCAAAAUCUUACAUAGAAGUAUAAAAGGAAGCAUUAAAGAGGACAAAGUUAUGAACAUUUCAGAUUUUAUGUUUUCAUCUCUUGGUCAACAAGAUAAAAUCUGGUUUGUUUUGAUCUGGCGUUAAAUUCUUAUGGCUUGUACGUAGCUCUACUUCUCUAGUCACGGUGAUAUUAAUUGGUGAAACUUAUUUGUUUUCUCAUGUUAAUAUUUGUCCAGUCGUUAGUGAUGUUCAUGAAGUGCUAUCUUUAGUUUUUGGCUUCACCUAUCUUGUUUGCAUCUAAGUCUUUACGAGCGAAGACCAUAAUUAUUGUGACUUUUUCUCGCUCUUAUAUGAUUUAUAUAUAAGGAUAUCUAUGACAAAAAAAAAAUGUUUAGAAGUACAUUUGAUAUAAUUGAAUAAUGCUUCAAUCAAAUACAAGACAAACUGAAUUAUCGAGCAAAUAAAUUGACCAAACCAAAGCUGUUAUCAUCCAUUUUUACUUUCUUUUUUUAUCCAUCUACCGUCCUUAAAAGCAAUUUGGUUACAUUCCAAAUUGAAGCCGGUCGAUUCAACAAAGCAUAGUGGUAAGGCAUGUCUUCGAUGUGUGCACUAAUCCUGAGCUUAUUCGAGCUGAAGGUUAGCCAUCUAGCAACAAUCAAAAGGAAGCCAUAGUAUGUUCAGAACAGAAAGGUGUUUCCUUGAAAUGUUUUCUAUACACCAAUGGCCCGUUCACUUGCCAUUCCGUUUUCUGUAGGUGCCACAACGGAAAACAUCUGAAAAUGAAAUGAGGUUGUUGUUUUCUGAGAAAUAAAACGGCUAAAUUACA